This is a messenger RNA of Adineta steineri, 798 nucleotides long. The record is from the annotation of a GenBank genome assembly. NCBI's taxonomy places the organism in Eukaryota, Metazoa, Rotifera, Eurotatoria, Adinetida, Adinetidae.
AUGAAUAAGAAAGCAAAUAACGAUAGUGUAAAACGUGUUCAUUCAAUUACAACGCACACUAAUUCAAAAUUUGCUAGAAUAUUAUCAAAUUUUGACAAUAAAAUCGAUGUUCAUGAUUACUUUUUACAUGAACGACCAUUUGCUAAUGUGAAAAUCAUUCUUAAUCAACAAAUCAUAUGGUGUGAUAAAGCUUCAUUAGCUUCUGCUUCACCGAUUUUUCGUGAACAACUUAUAAGAAAACCUAAUGAUGAACCAUUAGUAUUUAAUGAUAUUAACUUAAAUGAUUUUCUAUCGAUGCUUGAAUUUAUUUAUCCAAUAUUUAAUCCACAAAUAACUGAAAAGAAUAUUUCAUGUCUUAUUGAACUUUCACAUCGAUUUCAAUUUGAUAUGCUUAAAAAUGCUUGUCAAAUUUAUGUUAUCAAAUAUCUGAAUACAAUUCGACGUGUUUCUGAUAAUUGUCAUAAUUCAGAAGCGGAAGGAGAUUGUUUUACUAGUAAUAAUAAUAGUGGUGAAAAUGAACGUCAUCCACAACGUGAUUUAAUUGAAUUUCAUAAUCGAAUAUGUGUCGAUGCUUCUGAUAUAAUUACAGAAUUAUGUCGAUGGUUAAAAACAUACUAUAAUACUGAUAAUACACUUCCAACUCAAGCAAUCAUUUCCGUCUUAGAACAAAUAUCAAUCAAUUACCUUGAACAAGCCAUGACUUCAGUUAAUAUUGACGAUGAAAUAAAAGCUUAUGUUUAUAAAGAACGAGCUCAAUAUCUCGAAAGAAUAUACCAUAUAAAACAUAAUACUUUCUAA